AUGUCGCUUCAAUCCCUUAGGAGCUCCCUCCUACGCUCAACACGGUCCCUGAAUCAGACCCGACCCAGCCACAGUACCGUACUCACAAGAAGCUCGUUCAUUCUUCGUCGCUCGCAACAUACCCUUUCGGCCACGCCAGAGCAGUUCAAGGCAGCGAUCAAGUCCGAACAGACGACCCUGGUGGAUUUUUAUGCUGAAUGUACGUUCCAUCUCACUGCUUGGGGAUGCAGCAGUCUAUCGAACGCCGAGUCGCAGCUCGCUUUGAUCUCCGAAUCCGCCACAGCUGACGGUUACGCGUCCUAAAUGACCUCUCUACACGUUUGCAGGGUGCGGGCCAUGCAAGCAGCUCACACCCGUUCUCAAACAAGUUAUCGCUUCCGACUCACAGGACGUGCAUUGCAAGUCCAGUCAUUGCUCUCCGGCGCAUUCUCCUUCGCCUUCUCCUUCUCCGAAAGCUGACAAAUCCUUACCUCACCUCCUCAUGGGAUAAACUGCAACGUUCUGGUGGAUCCCCCUGCUUACAACCGAGAACAGUGGUGACGAUCGAUACCGAUGAUCACUAUGAACUCGCGUCGGAAUACAAGAUCAGCGCCUUACCGACCGUGAUCGCGUUCAGGAAUGGGGAACCGAUUGGAAAGUUCGUCGGAGGGAGGAACCAGAGUGGGGUCGAAUCCUUCUUGGAGGAGGUGCAGGCUUGA
Molecule: messenger RNA, 698 nt
Organism: Microbotryum saponariae
Lineage: Eukaryota; Fungi; Basidiomycota; Microbotryomycetes; Microbotryales; Microbotryaceae
Source: the annotation of a GenBank genome assembly